UAAAUACAUUGAAUUCUAAAAAAAAAGCCAUGGCCCAUGUUGGACUCCGUUUCUCACAGGCCUUGGGGGGACUGAUGAACUUCGGCCUCUGGUUCUUUUUCCGCUAGCCUUGUGGUCAUCGUUUUCCGUGCGGUUAUUACAGAAUAUUGAGCAGCAUUCACAGGUGAAUCUUAACAUGGAAAGUGUCUCACUAUGUUUAUGAAAUACAGUAAAAGAAGAUACAAGUCUUGUUUCAAUGGGGAGCAUGUCCGUGGAGCUCCUCAUGCUGUCAUACCAGAAGUGGAAUUCCCUGAUCAAUUCUUUACAGUUCUAACCAUGGACCAUGAAUUGGUGACAUUCAGGGAUGUGGUCAUCAGCUUCUCUCAGGAGGAAUGGGAGUAUCUGGAUUCUGCUCAGAGGGACUUGUACUGGGAUGUGAUGAUGGAAAAUUACAGCAACUUGGUCUCACUGGACUUGGAAUCCAAGUAUGACAAAAAGACUUUAUUUACAGAGAAGUACAUUAUUGAAAAAAAUGAUUCUCAGUGGGAAGUAAUAGAAAGUAGUAAAUUAGUUGGCCUUGAGAACUCCAUUGUCAGAAAUGAUUGGCAAAGCAAAAGGAAGAUUGAAGUACAAAGACCUGAAGUGGGAUAUUUCAGUCAAAUGAAAAUCAUCUCUGAAAAAGUGCCCAAUUACAAAAAUCAUAAAUCUCUUAUAUUACAUCAGAGAAUUCAUGAUAGUGAGAAGCCCUGUAAGGAAUAUGGGAAGGUCCUUAGUUGUGACUUAAACUUUGAUGAAUAUGAGAAAAUAUAUACUGGUGAGAAAACCUCUGAAUGUAGUAGAUAUUGGAAAACCUUUGGAGUAGAUGACCCAUAUACCCUACAACUGAAUAUUCAUACUGGUGUGAAACCUUGUAAAUGUAUGGAAUGUGGGAAUGCAUUUAGUUUUUAUGAAGACUGUAGUGUACACUGUGAUGAUCAGAAGUGCUAUAAAUGUAAGCAAUAUGGAAGGACUUUUAGAAGAAUUGAAAAAAUCACUCCACUUCAAAGAAUUCAUGACGGUGAGAAACCCUAUGAAUGCACUUUCUGUAGGAAAUCAUUUAGAGUGCAUGCACAACUUACUAGACAUCAGAAAAUCCAUACUGAUGAGAAACCUUACAAAUGUAUGGAAUGUGGCAAGGACUUUAGAUUUCAUUCACAACUAACUGAACAUCAGAGAAUUCAUACUGGUGAGAAGCCAUACAAAUGUGUACAAUGUGAGAAGGUCUUUAGAAUUAGUUCACAGCUUAUUGAACAUCAGAGAAUUCAUACUGGUGAGAAACCUUAUGCAUGUAAAGAAUGUGGGAAGACUUUUGGGGUCUGUCGUGAACUUGCUCGACAUCAGAGAAUUCAUAGUGGUAAGAAACCCUAUGAAUGCAAAGCAUGUGGAAAGGUCUUUAGAAACAGUUCAUCCCUGACUAGACAUCAGAGAAUUCAUACUGGUGAGAAACCAUAUAAAUGUAAGGAAUGUGGGAAAGCUUUUGGAGUAGGUAGUGAACUUACGCGACAUCAGAGAAUUCACAGUGGUCAGAAACCUUAUGAAUGUAAAGUGUGUGGAAAGUUCUUUAGACUUACUUCAGCCCUUAUUCAACAUCAGAGAAUUCAUAGUGGUGAGAAACCUUAUGAAUGUAAGGUAUGUGAGAAGGCCUUUAGACACAGUUCAGCCCUUACUGAACAUCAGAGAAUUCAUACUGGAGAGAAACCUUAUGAAUGCAAGGCAUGUGGGAAGGCCUUUAGACAUAGUUCAUCCUUUACAAAACAUCAGAGAAUUCAUAAUAGUAAGAAACCCUAUGAAUGUAAGGAAUGUGGGAAUGCCUUUAGAGUGGGCAGGCAACUUACUUGAUAUUGAACAAGUUGUACUGGUGAGAAGACUUUUGAAUGCUGGGAAUGCUCGCCAGCCUGGAGAACAAGGCUACAAGUGACACCUGCUCAAAGAAUUAUUAUUGGAGAGAAACCAUAUGAAUUUACUGAAUGUGGAAAAGCUUUCAUCCAUGUCACAUAUCUCCUUCAGCAUGAUCAAAUUCAUGCUGGAGAGAAACCUUAUGAAUGUAAUGAAUGUGGAAAAACAUUUAGCCUGAAGCAAAACCUCAUAGAGCAUACGAAAAUGCAUACUGGAGAGAAAUCACAUGAAUGUAAUGAAUGUGGUAAAGAAUUCUCUCGAGUCUCAUCCCUCACUCUACAUUUGAGAAGUCAUACAGGAAAGAAACCAUAUAAAUGUAAUAAAUGUGGAAAAGCCUUCAGCCAGAAGGGAAACUUGCUUACUCAUCAAAAACAUCAUACUGGAGAGAAAACUUAUGAAUGUGGGAAAGCUUCUAUUCAGAUGCCAAGCCUUAUUAAACACCAGAGAAAUCAUAUUGGAAACAAACCCUAUGUAUGUAAGGAAUGUGGCAAAGCCUUCAAUGGCAAAUCAUAUCUCUCUGAGCAUGAGAAAAUUCAUAAAGGAGAGAAACCAUUUGAAUGUAAUCAAUGUGGAAGAGCCUUCAGCCAGAAGCAAUACCUCGUUAAACAUCAGAAUAUCCAUAGUGGAAAGAAACCCUUUAAAUGUAAUGAGUGUGGAAAAGCCUUUAGCCAGAAGGAAAACCUCAUUAUCCAUCAAAGAAUUCAUACUGGUGAGAAACCUUAUGAAUGUAAAGGGUGUGGGAAAGCUUUCAUUCAGAAGUCAAGCCUCAUUAGACACCAGAGAAGUCAUACAGGAGAGAAACCUUAUAUAUGUAAGGAAUGUGGAAAAGCCUUCAGUGGGAAAUCAAACCUCACUGAGCAUGAGAAAAUUCAUAUUGGAGAGAAACCCUAUAAAUGUAAUGAAUGUGGAACAAUCUUUAGGCAGAAGCAGUACCUCAUUAAACAUCACAAUAUUCAUACAGGAGAGAAACCCUAUGAAUGUAAUAAAUGUGGAAAAGCCUUCUCUCGAAUCACAUCUCUCAUUGUACAUGUGAGAAUUCAUACAGGUGAUAAGCCUUAUGAAUGUAAAAUAUGUGGGAAAGCCUUCUGUCAAAGCUCAUCUCUUACUGUACAUAUGAGAAGCCAUACGGGUGAGAAGCCCUAUGGUUGUAAUGAAUGUGGGAAAGCCUUCUCUCAGUUCUCAACUCUUGCUCUGCAUAUGAGAAUCCACACUGGAGAAAAACCUUAUCAGUGUAAUGAAUGUGGGAAAGCUUUUAGCCAGAAGUCACAUCAUAUUAGACACCAGAGAAUUCAUACUCAUUAAAACUCUAUGAACGCCUUGAAUUUGGGAACACCUUCAAGAGAAUUCAUAUUAAACAGUAUAUCAGAAAAUUCAUUUUACAGUAAAGUCACAUGAAUGUGGAAAAUCCUUCAGCAACAGCUCAAAAUGUAAUGUACUGAGAAUUUAAUAACUAUCACACUAUCAUGAAAACCUACACCCCCAAGACCCCCACAACAAACAUUGUUCCUGCUGUACUUUUAGGAGCAUUCUCAUUAAAGUAAGGAUCCAGUCAUGGACACUAAUCAACAUGGUUCUGGAAGGCCUACCUGAUGCAUUCAGACAAAGAUAUGUGAGAUGGGUUGCCAGUUAUACAAGCACAAUUUGUUAAAAUAAUCCAGCAGCCAGUUUAGCAGCAAGUCACACAGCUCUGACACCUGCAUGUCCACCAGAAGCAAUCACAGAUUUGAACUAGCAAUCAAAAAAAGAGAGAGGGAGAGCAGAAUAAGCUUUAACCUAGCAUUAGGUUUAUUAUUAGAUUUGUCCUGACAAGAAAAUGUCUUCACAGCAUGUUCACCAGACAGUCCUGCAACUACCCAAGCAAGCACAGCUUCCACUACUUCAGCACUGCACAGAGGAGAAAAGAUCAAAAUGGGCGUGGUUCACCUCAGCACUGGGAAACAUUAACAUUCUCAUCCAGCACAUUUUAUAAUAAUCAACCAGGGCAUCUGCACAGUGUGCCACCAUCACAUGGGGCACACUCACUUGUAACAAUGAUAAUCAUUUAAGCACAGAGAAGCCACUGCCUUGGUUUCCCAAGAUUUGUGAUGCCUUAGUUAUAUAGACUGUCAAUGUCUACAUGCCAGUUAACAGUUCACCCCAUCCAGAUACAGGCAGGUGAGAGAUUUACAGUGGUAUUUUCUUCAAGGAAACUGUGGUAGAAAGGCAAAUCUAAAAUCAUCUUUCCAGAGAUGAGUCAGUGGGAAAGACCUGUUCUUAAUCCUUUACUGAUACCACACUUUUCCUACUCAACUAAAACUUUGCUAUGUAAUCCUUUAACCAUAUCUUUUCUUCAACUUAAACUGCCUUAUAUUUUGAUUUAUACCAAGACCUAUUUCUAUAUUCUCUUGCUUCAUUAAUCUGUUUUUCUAUUCCUAUACUAACCAUAUUAAUUGAUAACAGCCUUAUUUUAUUUUGAUACUGAGUAUUACAGCAAAUCCCCCACUCCGUUUUUCAGUUUUAUUGGCUAAUUAAUUUUCUUUCUAUAUAAAUUAAGAUAGUUUUCUCAAAGAUAGUUUUCUCAAAUUACAAAAACCCUUUGAUAUUCUAAUUGGAAUUACAUUAAAUUUAUACACUUACUUUGGGAGAAAUGACAUUUAUGAUACUGUCUUUCUGUCCCAAAACAUAGUAUGCCUUUGCAUUUGUUCAAAUUGUGAUUCACGUCCUUCAGCAUGAGGAUUCUGAACAAAGUAAUUUGAAGCCCAUUGCUGCUUAAUACCAUUAUAUUAAAGAUUUUUGUUCGGUGAAUAAGGAAAUCCCCCCUCCACCCCAGCCCAGAAUUCAUGUGUGGAAGCCCUAAUCUGCAAUGUGAUGGUAUUUGGAGAUGGGGCCUUAGGGAGAUUAAUUAGUUUUAGAUUAGGUCAUGAGGGUGGCACACUUAUGAUGGGAGUAGUGCCCUUAUAAGGAAUGCCUCGUGUAUGCACCAAGCACACAGACAGCAGCUGUCUACAACCCAGGAAAUGGACCUUCACCAAAUCUGCCAGCACUUUGCUAUUGGGACUUCUUAGCCUCUAGAACUGUGAGAAAUAAAUGUUUGUUGUUUAAGCCACCCAGUCUAUGGUAUUUUGUUAUAGUAGCUCAAGCUAAGACAGUCCCCUUCCAGCUUAAUUCUACCCCAGCCAG
This is a messenger RNA of Physeter macrocephalus (sperm whale), 5073 nucleotides long. RefSeq names its product zinc finger protein 529. Gene Ontology annotation, biological process: regulation of transcription by RNA polymerase II. The record is from RefSeq and is a predicted model, not a curated record. The transcript has 11 exons. NCBI's taxonomy places the organism in Eukaryota, Metazoa, Chordata, Mammalia, Artiodactyla, Physeteridae. Gene Ontology annotation, molecular function: DNA-binding transcription factor activity, RNA polymerase II-specific; RNA polymerase II transcription regulatory region sequence-specific DNA binding. Gene Ontology annotation, cellular component: nucleus.